Molecule: messenger RNA, 9080 nt
Organism: Mesocricetus auratus (golden hamster)
Lineage: Eukaryota; Metazoa; Chordata; Mammalia; Rodentia; Cricetidae
Gene: Skic3
Product: tetratricopeptide repeat domain 37
Exons: 42
Coding region: 256-4947 (1563 amino acids)
Cellular component (GO): Ski complex
Molecular function (GO): protein binding
Source: RefSeq, a predicted model, not a curated record
AAGCCACGUAAAGCCCGUGUUAAUCAAACUCGGAGCUAAUGAACGCUCAGCCCCUUCCGAGCGAUGCCUGGGGGGAGUGCGCAUGCGUCUUCCAGAUUUGUACUUUGAGUCCACAGGUUAUUUUGCAGAAAGAAUGUGACUUGAGAAAGUUAAUGUGAAAUCAAUGUUGAACUUGGUUAACUGCCAUCAAGAUUUGUAGACUAAAAAUAUUUCUUCUCCAAUUUACCUCUGGAUUAAUAUCAAGAUACUUUAAGAAUGUCUAGCAAAGAAGUGAAGACUGCCCUAAAAAGUGCAAGAGAUGCAAUCAGAAACAAAGAGUACAAAGAAGCUUUGAAACAUUGCAAGACAGUGUUAAAGCAAGAGAAAAAUAACUAUAAUGCCUGGGUUUUCAUUGGUGUUGCUGCAGCUGAACUAGAGCAGCCCGAUCAGGCCCAGGGUGCCUAUAAGAAAGCCGCAGAACUGGAGCCAGAGCAGCUUCUUGCUUGGCAGGGGCUAGCAAGUUUGUAUGAGAAGUGUGAUCACGAAAAUGCUAAGGGUGAUUUAUGCGGUGUUUACCAAAAGCUGCUGGAUCUCUAUGAAAGUGUUGACAAGCAGAAGUGGUGUGAUGUCUGUAAGAAACUUGUGCACCUGCAUCACCAGGAGAAGAGAUACCUAGAGGUGGCUCGGACAUGGUAUAAAUUGAUAAAGACACGGCAGGAAGAUGGAGCAGACAAGCAGGAGCUCAGGGAGCUGUGGAGAAGACUGAUUGAGUUGCUAGCUGAGAAUGCAGAGGACCAGGACAAUGAAACACAGCAGAUGCUUUUAACUGCAUUUGAGAAUGCGCUGGACUUAGCAGAUAGUAUUCCCAGUGAGGAUCACCAAGUACUCUAUAGGCAUUUCAUUCAGCGCUUGUCUAAACUUCCUCAUGAGACUGCAAGAUUAAAGAACGCCUGUGAAGGAAUGAUAAAUGUCUACCCCACUGUACAGUAUCCUCUAGAAGUAAUUUGUUUGCACUUGAUUGAGUCAGGGAGUCUGACAGAUGAAGGACAGCAGUAUUGUUGUAGGCUAGUAGAAAUGAAUUCAGAAAGUGGUCCAGGCCUCAUUGGCUUGGGCAUUAAAGCUUUACGAGACAAGAAGUAUGAAGAUGCUGUUAGUCACCUAACAGAAGGCUUGAAAGACAUCCCUUUCUGCGUAGCUGCCUGGUGUCAUUUAGCUGAAGCCCAAGUCAGAAUGCACAGACCCAAAGAAGCUAUUCUUUCCUGUGACCAAGCACUGAAGAGCAUAGAUAACCACAGUGCAGCAGGGAGCAGACGUCAUCAGAAGAGUCUGUGUCUUCUUCUGAAGGCUGAGGCUUUGCUUAAACUCUCAGACUGUGAAUCUUCAGAGGAAGCAAUUCGUGUUCUUGAUCAGGUUUCGGAUACAGAUAAUAUCCCAGGACUGCUGGUUCUUCAAGGCCUAGCCCAUCUGAACACAGGUGCUAUAGACAAGGCUACAAAGAUUAUGGAAGACCUUCGAGCUUCUUACCCUGACCUGGCCGAAGUUCCCGCACUUGAGGCUUUGAUUCAUUUUGCUAAGAAGGACUAUCUGCAAGCAGAAGCAUGUUUCCAGAGAGCACUUGAGAGAGAUGGUGACGUUGCUGAGUAUCAUUACCAGCUUGGGCUGACAUACUGGUUCAUGGGUGAAGAGACAAGAAAAGAUAGAGCAAAGGCUCUUACCCACUUUCUGAAGGCUGCAAGACUGGAUACAUACAUGGGUAAAGUUUUCUGCUAUUUAGGUCAUUAUUACCGCGAUGUAGCUGGAGAUAGAAACAGAGCCCGCGGAUGUUACAGGAAAGCUUUUGAAUUAGAUGACACCGAUGCUGAGUCUGGAGCAGCAGCUGUUGACCUAAGUGUGGAACUUGAAGACACGGAAACCGCGUUAGCAAUCCUAACAGCAGUAACUCAGAAGGCGAGUGCUGGAGCCGCGAAGUGGGCCUGGCUGCGGCGAGGACUGCACCACCUGAAAGCUGGCCAGCACUCUCAAGCCGUGGCUGAUUUGCAGGCAGCACUGAGGGCAGACCCAAAGGACUGCAAUUGUUGGGAAGCCUUAGGAGAGGCAUACUUAAGCAGGGGCGGCUACACAACAGCCUUGAAGUCUUUCACAAGAGCCAGCGAGCUGAACCCCGACUCCACGUACAGUGUGUUUAAAGUAGCAGCAAUACAGCAAAUCCUAGGCAGGUAUACCGAGGCCAUCACUCAGUAUCAGCUGAUCAUUAAAAAGAAAGAGGAUUAUGUGCCCGCCUUGAAAGGUUUGGGCGAAUGCCAUCUGAUGAUGGCGAAAGCAGCCUUAGUGGAUUUUCUGGAUGGAAAAGCUGUAGACUAUGUGGAAAAAGCACUGGAAUACUUUACUUGGGCACUGCAGCGUCAAGCUGAUGUGUCCUGCCUCUGGAAGCUUGCUGGGGAUGCCUGCACCAGCCUGCAUGCUGUCUCACCGUCUAAAGUGCACGUUCGUGUCUUAGGAGUGCUUCUUGGCCAGCAGGAAGGAAGUGAAGCAUUGAAGAAAGAUGAGCUCCUGCAUCUAGGAGGAAGGUGUUAUGGUCGGGCAUUAAAGUUGAUGUCUACAUCUAAUACAUGGUGUGAUCUUGGAAUUAACUAUUACCACCAAGCACAACAUCUAGCAGAGACAGGCAGCAGCACGGAUGGCCUUACAGAGCUACUGGAGAAAUCUGUGCAUUGUUUGAAAAAGGCAGUGAGACUGGACAGUAAUAAUCACUUAUACUGGAAUGCUCUUGGUGUGGUUGCAUGUUACCGUGGUAUUGGAAAUUAUUCUCUUGCUCAACACUGUUUCAUCAAAUCGAUCCAGGCAGAACAAAUUAAUGCUGCCGCAUGGACCAACUUAGGAGUGCUGUACCUUGCUACAGAAAACAUUGAGCAAGCUCAUGAAGCUUUCAAAAUGGCUCAGUCCCUUGAUCCAUCUUAUUUAUUGUGCUGGAUUGGACAAGCUCUUAUUGCAGAGACAGUUGGAAGUUAUGAUACCAUGGAUCUCUUCAGGCACACUACAGAGCUCAGCAUGCAUACUGAAGGAGCCAUAGGUUAUGCAUAUUGGGUUUGUACAACAUUACAAGACAAAAGCAACAGAGAAACAGAACUGUACAAAUACAACAUCCUCCAGAUGAACGCUGUCCCUGCAGCACAGGGGGCUCUGUGUAAAUACGUGGAAAGAGUUCCAAAUUACGCUCCAGCUUUCACAAUGUUGGGUUAUUUAAAUGAGCAUCUACAGUUAAGAAGGGAAGCAGCAGAGGCAUACCAAAGGGCAGCUUUGCUGUUACAUUCUACGGAAGAUCAACAUACUUACAAUGUUACAGUGAGAAACUGGGGCAGAUUGUUGUGUUCCAUUGGUGAGUAUGACAAAGCUGUCCAGGCCUUCAAGUCUACGCCCCUUGAGGAACUGGAGGACAUCGUAGGCUUAGCAUUGGCAUUGUUUAUGAAGGGACUGUAUAAGGAGAGCAGCAAAGCCUAUGAGAGAGCCUUGACAGUUGUCAAAUCAGAGCAAGACAAAGCUCAUGUCUUGACAGCUCUGGCAAUAACAGAAUACAAACAAGGACAAAUGGAUGCAGCCAAGUCAUUGCUUUUCAAAUGCUCUAUUUUAAAGGAGCCAACCACAGAAAGCCUUCAAACCCUGUGCGCUCUCGGGUUGGCAGUACAGGACACUACACUGUCAAGAGCAGCGCUAAAUGAGUUCCUGAAGCACACAACGCACAAAAACGAUUACCACAGAUGCCUCCUUACUUCAGCCAUCUGUGCACUGCAGGGCCGCAGCGUGGCGGUGCAAAGACAGGCCGCCAAGGCUGUCCACAGUAACCCUGCUGACCCAGCUCUUUGGUCUCUGCUGUCUCGAGUUGUUGCUCAGUAUACUCAACGGAAUGCAAAGGGAGGAGCUGUUGCCGGCGCCGUGGCUCAUGUUCUGGACGCAAAUCACGGAAAGAAGGCAUUAUUGUAUACUGCAGUAAACCAGUUGGCCAUGGGAAGCAGUACAGCAGAAGAUGAAAAAAAUAUUUCUUUAAAGACCUUUCAGAAAGCAGCUCUCCUUUCUCCAGAUGACCCUGCUGUCUGGGCUGGGCUGAUGGCAGCCUGCCAUGCUGAUGAUAAACUGGCCUUGGUCAGCUGCACUCAGCCAAAGAGGGCAGAUUUGCACUUGGCACUGCUCUCUGCUGUUUCUGCCUCACUUAAGAACAAAGACAUUUUGCAAAAUUACAACCAGUCACUUGAAAAGUGGUCUCUCUCACAAGCUGUCACUGGUCUAAUUGACACAGGAAGAAUAUCUGAAGCGGAGUCUCUGUGCACAAAGAAUUUAAAAAGUAACCCUGAUCAGCCAGCAGUUAUCUUACUGUUGAGACAAGUUCAGUGUAAAUCACUGCUGGAGUCACAGAAGCCCCUCCCAGAUGCUGUGCUCGAAGAACUGCAAAAAACAGUCGUGUCCAAUUCUACCUCUGUUCCAGCGUGGCAGUGGUUGGCACAGGUGUAUCAGUCCCAAGGAAUGAUGGGUGCUGCAGAGAUGUGUUACAGGAAGAGUCUACAAGUGGCAUCCCAGCAGGGCAAUUGGAGUGGGAAGCUCUCGAGUCUGCUGAAGCUCGCACUGCUCGCAUUGGAAGUGUGCAUGGCUAACGUUUCUGGUGAUCACUGGUCAUCCUUGCUUCAAGAGGCAACAAGCGAGGCCUUGAAAAUUUGCUUUUGUCCUCUGGCUGUGUUCUUGCAAGCUUUGUUACAGUUCAACCGCAAGAUGGGAGCAAGAGAGACACGGAGACUCUUGGAGAGAGUAGUGUAUCAGUCUGGCUAUCCCAACUCAAUUGUAUCCACUGCGCGUUGGUACCUCUUAAGACACCUCUAUGCCAAAAACGACCAUGAGCUCAUUGACGUGUUGGUGAAAAAUGCUGAAGCUAAUGGUGACAAAAGAACAUUGGAACUGAAUGAGAAGCUGUCAUCACAGUGAGCGUGGUUGUGAGACUCCUGUAAAAACUGAAGAAAAUAGGACGAGGCCAUCAGUCAAGACUUCUCACCUGAACAACAUGUUCUAGAGCUAGUUGUAUCAGCUGGGCCUGGUAGCAUACACCUUUAAUCCCAGCCCAGCAGAACUGAGGGGAUGUCUGUGAGUUCCAGAGCAGCCUGCAGUACACAGUGAGAUUCCAUCUUGAAAUAAUUAAAAAAAAACAAACAAAUAAAUUAAAAGUUGCAGUUUUAAUCAUCCAUUGCUUUUCCUCCCCCACCCCCUUUUUAAUCUAGAGAAGUUGAAGUUCUUAAGUUAGAGGUGCAGCUUUCCAGUAACCCUCCAUCUGCCGCUUUUAGUCUUAAAGACCUUUCUGACUUGGUCCUUAAAAAAGAAGAAAACCUUCAUUCCCUUAGUUUUUUGUUUGUUUGUUUGUUUGUUUGUUUGUGUACUUUUUUUUUAGAUAGUUUCUCUGUGUAGCCCUGGCUACCCUGGAACUUGCUCUGUAGAGUAGGUUGCCCUGGAACUCAGAGAUCCAACUGCCUCUGCCUGCAGGUGCCGGGACAAAAGGCGUGCGCCACCAACCCAGCACAAACUGUUAGUUUUUACAUUUGCAUGGGUAUAAUAGGGUAUCCUUUGGAGGUUGCCUCUUACAAUAAAGCCUUUGUAGCCAUUUUACAAAAUAAUAUGAAAAAGUAAAUUUUAUUAUUUUUUAAAUUCCAGAGUUCUUCAGACCAAGUCUUGGUGAAAUACACAGGUGCUCUUGCUAGUCUUGCUAGUUCCACCUCAGACUCUGUGAAGAAGCAGUGUAUGGAUGCGUGCAAGGUGCAGAGUUUAGCAUGUUCCGUUAUCUGGUGCAUUUACAAACAAAUAUUAAUGAAACAUUUGUUAAAAAUGAUGCUGAUAAUUAAUUAUUUGCGCAAUUUCUUUGUUCAUGAUGAAAAGGCAUUAACUACGUGAAAUAAAACAAAAAUCAGUGUCUUAUUUUUCAUAUUAUCAAUAUGAGUCAUAGUUUUUAAGUUUUGGGUUUUUAAAACUUAAAAGCAGAGUUACCUAUUUUUUUCAAAAAGUGAUUUAUAUAUUUAAAUAUCCUGUGUGUCACUUACUUUGGAUUGUGGUUUUCAAUAUUCCAAUGGGCAUGGUGGUACAUGCCUUUAAUACCUGCACAUGAGAAGCAGAGGCUGGCGGAUCUCUGAUUUGAGAUUGGUCUGGUCUACAUAGAGAGUUCCAGGCCAGCCCAAAUUGCAUAAUGAGGUCUCAGAUGUAAAUAUUUAUUGUACAGGGGUGUAUGGCAGUAUAAUUUAUUGUGUGCUUUUUCUAAGCCAGCGGGCUCCUUGUAUUAUUUUGUGAAAUCCUAUGAAGUGGUAAUAUCUUCUAAUUGAAUUGUACUUCAGAGGUUAUUCUCUUAGACAGAACUGUAACCUGGUUUCCCCAGCUGUGGUAGAAAUUAUAGUCACUGAUAGCUGUUUAGUCGGAGGCCUUGGGAUGGGAGGGGUCAGGACUCAGCGUUCAGAUGGAGCCUGAGGCGGUUGGAGCUGAACACACAGUGUCCUCUGCUUGUUUGGUCUUUGUCCUGCUCCCUGUGAGCUGGUCCAGUGCUUGCAGCCCCACCCACAGGCAGCUGGAGAUGCUCUGCAGUAGGUGACUGUGGAGCUGGGUCCCUGUCCUUCUGUCUCCUCCUGCUGAUGGGGCUGCUGCCAUCUGCCCGUUUUAGGCACAGCCCUGCCGUCCACUGCCUUCUGGGGGUCACCCCCUUCCCCAUUUAGAUUAUGUCACCAAUUUGUGGUUUAGAAAAUGCGUUCACUUAGGAUUUGCGUAGUGAGGAUCACGCAUCAUGUGUUUAGUUUUGCUCCAGGCACAUUUAAGUGAUAACCUUUGUAUUCUUUUGACAAUUCUGGCUUACAGGGACCUGGAACCUGGAGUUUUGUGGAAAUCAGGGUGGUAAAUAUGUCUUUAAUGCCAAAUCAGGAUAUUUAGUCUUUGUUUUCUCUUUUCAUUUAGAAUGUGCACAUGAAUGUUAUUUUGUGCCAGCCUUGAGAUCAUCAUCUUUCCUUACUUUCCCCUUUAAUAUUGAUGUUAAACAACAGUCUUAAAAAAGUCAGUUCGAAGCAAGUCAACAUUAUAAAACUGUGAAAAAUUGAGUUAAAUUAAAGCUGAUUUCUCCAAGGACUGAUACUCAGUUUUUCAUUGUCAUCACUAAGUUUGAUAUUAGAAUUGCAAUGUGUUUUCUCUUUUUUAAACUCACCAUUUAGCUACCGUUAGUCAACUAGAUAGUUAUAAUGUUAUUUGGCCCCCAAUGGUAGCCAUCUGUAGAAAACACAUUUUAGCUUGUAAGUGGAUUCUGGACCACUGUCUAUUUGCUUGGAAUCACUUUUUGUUUGUUUGUUUUUGUUUUGUUUUGUUUGCUUGUUUGUUUUGCAGUGUCUCUUUAUUUUUGCUCAGAAAAAAAAAGUGAAGGGUUGUUUUCUUUUUGUACAUUACCAAAUGAGUGAUUGACAAAUGUUCUUUAAUUUGGGAUUCAUCAGCGCAAAGUAGGACUGGAUAGGAAAACCCAGUACAUCAGGACCAUAAAGUGUAUUAGUUGUUUGUUUGUUUGUUUGUUUGUUUACCUGCUGAUAAGAUACACAUUGAAAGGACCUGUCUGGCUAUCCAUAAGGCAUCUCCGUUCCUACUUGGAUGUAACUGUAGUAACAUAAAAAUGAGGCGGGUUUUAGAACAUCAGUGUAGAUUACAAAUAUGUGGAAAUUUUGUUUUUGUCAAGUUCACUCUUGCUUCUUUCCAGUCCUGCUCUUCCUUCUACUUGAGUUGCUAAUGGAAGAAACUCAGAUUCCUUCCCUGACAUUUGUUCUAAAAGGAAUCACUGGGUUUCAUAAAUGGCCCUUACUGUAUAGGAGGACGUGUUCCGUUUUUACUUACAUACUUAGAAAUAUGUGUUUAUAUUAUAGACUUUAUAUGGGAGAAGUAAGUGAGAACGUUGCAUCAUUUAAAUACGACACAUUCUUAGUUUGGAAAAUAGUCACAAGAGAGCUCUCAUAUGCUAUAGUUUUUGCCUGGUAAUUUUUAACUUCCUAAUGGGGAGUUGUUAAUAGCAGUAUUCUAAAUUCUAGUUUAUCCAAAUACCCUAUGCAACUGUUUAUAUUUUCAUAGAUACUACUUUUUUGCUUUGAAGUAUUUUUGAAAAGAAAUCAAUGCAAUGGGAAAACAAGUAUAUUUAUUAACAGGAGAAAUCACUUACACAAGAAGUUGGGAAGAUGAGAAGCCCUCGGAAACGUGGCCAGCAUCCAAGAGAGAUUUUGCUUUCCCUUCCCUUUUAUCUCCCACCUGUCCUAGGUAACCCUUUGGGGGCGUGGGAAGUAUCUUGAGUAUGUAUCCCUACAUAUUUUGAAGUAGAAACUUUCCUCAAGAAAUAGCCAUUGUUGCUCUAUUCAUAAAAACCAGGAAGCUGAGUCAGCCUAUUCAUCCAUAAACAGGCAAAGGAUAGGGCAGUCUGGUAUAUAUAGGCAUAUUUGGCUGUAAAGAAAAAUGAAAUUUGCAGGAAAAUGAAUGAGUCAGAAAAUUAAUAUAUUAAUUGAAGUAACCCAAACUCAGAAAGAUAAAACAUGUUCUCUUUCAAAUGUGGAUCCCAAUUUUAAGUUGUAUACGUGUAUACAUAUAUUGGCAUAAAUGAAGGUAUAGAUCAUAAAGGUAGAAAGGUCACCAUGAUGGGAGGAAGUUUCAGUAGGCAAAGAGAGCCUAAUAGAAUUUAUGCGACAUUAAACUGGUUAAAGGAACAUCCAGUGACAGAAGGGCACAAGUAUUGGGGUGCAGGGCCCGGGGAAGGAGAGCUGGAGAGGAGGGACAGCCAAGGCAAAAUAAGUAUGAAACAAUGGUGUAGGGCAGCGGAUGACUGCUGGGUGGGAGGUUUUUCUCUUAGAAGUGUGGCCAGGGGUAGGUUACCCAUGUUCCAGUGGAUGUUGCUACGCCCAUGUGCAUAUGAUCACCAUUAAUUGUACUUGGUGAGUUACAGAAGAAAAAAAAGGCAGGUGGUUGGUAAGGAGAUGUACUGAGGAAGUUGGAGAGGACUGUGAAUGGUGAUCAAAAUACCUUGUGUUGGUGGAUGAAAUUCUCAAAGAAUAAAUAAACGUUUUUUUUAAGUGCCA